Messenger RNA from Diversispora eburnea, 318 nucleotides. The record is from the annotation of a GenBank genome assembly. Lineage: Eukaryota; Fungi; Glomeromycota; Glomeromycetes; Diversisporales; Diversisporaceae.
AUGCCUAACAAAAGAAACAGACGAAGAAAAUCGGAUAAAUCGAAGCGACCACAAUAUUUGAAAGAAAGUUCUGUUACAGUUACAAAAAAUAAAAUCAAAAGGUAUCGAGAAAAGAUCAAACAAAAGAAAUUAGAAAAGAAUAAUAAAUUAUAUGAAGAAUUAAAUGCAAAAGAUUUCGGAAAUUUUCAAGAUCAAGUUAAAUUUGGAGAAGUUGUACAGGCACCUCCUUCCAUAACAACAAUUCCGAAAAGCCGCCAAAAUAAAGUAAAGAAAAUUAAGAAUUUCGAGAAAACCUUAUUUAUGCAAAACUCAACUUGA